This is a messenger RNA of Microthlaspi erraticum, 531 nucleotides long. Lineage: Eukaryota; Viridiplantae; Streptophyta; Magnoliopsida; Brassicales; Brassicaceae. The record is from the annotation of a GenBank genome assembly.
AUGAAAAGGAGUUAUAACCAAAAGAGUGAAGACUGUCCAGACGGCUCUAUCGAGAAUCAGCGCCCAACCGCGCAGUCCGGCUGGCCGAGAACGAAUGUUCCGCUCGGCCAAAUAUCCGUCCGUCUGAAGUCUCGGCCAAAGUUCAAACCACCGGCCGAUCACGCAUCACGACCCGGGAAACAUGUCCCGCGGUCGGCCAAGCCAACCACUCACGCCAGCCGCGCACGACCAUGCGCGCGAGCCGGGAACAAGCCUCGCGGCCGCGCAACCUUCGCGUACCACGGCCGAUGCGCCGUCCGAGCCGGGAAAGACGUCCCGCACGUCCGAGAAACAUCGGCCAAUCUUCAUCCGUCCGACCACAGCCGGCCGACCGUGAAUCGGCCACGACCGUUCCGAUCGUUCCGACACGCCACGACCCGAUGUCCGGCCGAUCGUCCCGACCGACCGUCCAACGCCGCGGUCGACCCGAAGCCCGUUUUGAAGCCCGUUUCACUAUUUUCAAGGCCCGGCUUAACCCUAAGCCGCCUCUGA